Messenger RNA from Rubroshorea leprosula, 620 nucleotides. Lineage: Eukaryota; Viridiplantae; Streptophyta; Magnoliopsida; Malvales; Dipterocarpaceae. The record is from the annotation of a GenBank genome assembly.
CCGGCCGCCCUAACCCCAACCAUGGCCUCACCUUCACCGGCUGUGGGGUCCGUUCAGUGCUUUGGACGCAAGAAAACGGUGGUGGCAGUCACCUACUGCAAGCGCGGGAAAGGACUGAUCAAGAUCAAUGGCUGCCCCAUCGAGCUUGUGGAGCCUGAGAUCCUACGAUUCAAGGCCAUUGAGCCAAUCCUACUCCUCGGACGCUCCGCUUCAACGGAGUGGACAUGAGGAUUCGCGUCAAAGGUGGAGGGCACACCUCACAGAUGUACGCGAUCAGGCAGAGCAUCGCCAAGGCUCUUGUCGCCUACUACCAAAAGUUUGUGGAUGAGCAGCAGAAGAAGGAGAUUAAAGACAUCUUGGUGAGGUACGAUAGGACUCUGCUCGUCGCUGAUCCCAGGCGGUGCGAGCCCAAGAAGUUCGGUGGUCGUGGCGCCAGAGCUAGGUUCCAGAAGUCUUACCGUUGAAGUAUCAGAAAGAAGAGUGUUCUUCUUAUGGUGGUUUUUGUCUCAUUUUUUAGCCCUUUUAAUGUUCAACUGCAUUUACUUAUAUUAUGUUGUUCGCAGUUAUUCAAUGCUAGAAAUGUUUUGAUUCUAAUUUUCCAAUGAAAAUUUUAUUCUAUC